This is a messenger RNA of Lethenteron reissneri (Far Eastern brook lamprey), 5074 nucleotides long. RefSeq names its product solute carrier family 45 member 3 (gene SLC45A3). The record is from RefSeq and is a predicted model, not a curated record. Gene Ontology annotation, cellular component: membrane. Gene Ontology annotation, biological process: transmembrane transport. NCBI's taxonomy places the organism in Eukaryota, Metazoa, Chordata, Hyperoartia, Petromyzontiformes, Petromyzontidae. Gene Ontology annotation, molecular function: sucrose:proton symporter activity.
CGCGCACACACGCGGAGACGCAGCAGCAGCAGCAACAGCAGCAACAGCAGCAGUAGUAGUAAUCUCGUGUACACUAUAACUCUAUCUGCCAUCACACGUUUUUUUUGUUGGGUUAUUCUCUUCUGUCUCUCUCUCCCCUUUUUUGGUAGGGGGGGGGCAAGGCUCACGUGAGAGAGAGAGGAUUUAGACCCUGGCCCAGUGGGGACAUUCUUCUUCCUAUUGACGACUGCGUUGGGUGAGGUUUUUUUUUAUUUUGGAGUGGGUGGGACGAACAUUCCUGCGCUCAUUGUGAAGCCUCACGCGUGUCGCGUCUACCUGCGGGUGCCCACCUGUCUGCUCCUCCGCGAUGACGACUCACCGGCAGAGCCAGAUUGAACGCGCGUGCUGAUUUCCACAAUCCGGAUCGCCACCUUCCGGGAACGUCUCGAUUUCUCCUCUAAAACGUCGACCUUUCACCAAGGACUCCGCUCCAAGCAACGGUACAAACGGCAGUCACUUCUCAGCAACGAUCUGCCCCGGCUCCCAACAGACGGCAGAGCCUUGGAAAUGCAGCACAGGGACAUUGCCGCGUACUCGCUGGGACCUGUGCGGCGCAGCAGACAUUGGGAAACGAAGCCCAUGAAUAAAACACUUUGAAGCCUGGCCCGAAGGCCCGAAGGAACCUAUUGCACUCGGGUGGAGUGUUAUUUAUCCGAGGUGAUUGAAACACGUUAGCCGUGGGAGAGAGAAGCUGCCUGCUGCUGCUGCUGCUGCCCUGUAAAGUGUUUUGCGCAAGAUCAAUUCUCUUUCACAAAGUUUGUUUGCGUGCCAUAUGCACUGCUUGUGUGCACGUCUCCGUGCAGUGCAAUGCCGCAGCGUACUGAGAUCUUCAUUGCGUCCGGCUGCCUUGGAAGGGCCUUUUGAGGCAUCCGUCUACGCAAUCGUUCAAACUUAGUCGCGUAUUUAACAAAAAUUUCAGUCCUGGGGAAAAUGACGGAACAUUUAAAAAUGUCAAAAAGUAGUCGAGAUUUAAAUAGGGCCUACGCUUGACAAUCUGAAAAUCCACGUGCUUAUUUCUGUCUUUGUCUUCACUGCUGGUAUUAUUUUUAAUCAUCAAAAAUACAAAAAAUUUCACCGACGACAAUCCAAAUUUAGAUACGAUUUGACGCAAUUCACGUUCGAUACCGACACAACGUGCACGCGCGUACGUACGCUGAACUUAUUUCUCACCGUACAUAGCCAACCGCGCUAAUCAGAGGUGCGGCAUCGCUUGCCCGGCAGCUACCAACACGGGACAAAAGUAGAAAGUAGCGAUCGACACAAUUCGCCGGGUGGAAGGUUUCUCUCAGCACCGCGCACCCAUAGCGCAUGGAAGCGGAACGAGGGGUGACCGAUCACGCGAUGAAUGCUACGGAGAAGUUCCGCCUGCUGCUGCUCAACGCGCUGGCGUGCGGCCUGGAGAUCUGCGUGGCGGCCGGAGUGACCUACGUGCCACCACUGCUGCUGGAAGCGGGCGUGGAGGAGCGCUACAUGACCAUGGUGCUUGGCAUCGGGCCUGUGCUGGCCCUUGUGUUUGUGCCGUUUAUCAGCUCGGCGAGCGACAACUGGAGCGGCGGAUGUGGCCGGCGCAAGCCGUUCAUCCUGGCGCUGAGCCUGGGCGUGGUGCUGGGCCUGCUUAUUGUCUCCUACUCGGCCAGCAUCGCGCACCACUUCCAGAGCGAGCACGCCUUCAAGGUCGGCUUGAUGAUCGUGGGCGUGGGGUUGCUGGACUUCUGCGGGCAAUCGUGCUUCACGCCGCUCGAGGCGCUGGUGGCGGACACGCUGCGCGAACCCGAGCGCUGCGUGCACGCCUACGCCAUGUACUCCUUGAUGACGAGCGCCGGCGGCUGCGUGGGCUACCUCCUGCCCACCGUCGACUGGAGCGGCACCGACCUGGCUCGCCGGCUCGGGGGGCAGGGCCAGUGCCUCUUCUCCAUCCUCAUCGCCGUGUUCCUCGUCAGCCUCGCCGUCACCAUGUGGCAGGCCCGAGACCCGCCGGCGCCGCCCGCGAAGGCCGGGGGAGGGCAGGCGGCGGCUGCGGCGGCGGUGGCGUUGGUGCCGCAUGGCCGGGCUGCCGGGGGGCACCACCCCGACGUGCCGCUGGCCGGCUCCGUGGCGGCCGGCGCGGCGUCGGGUGGCGGGGGCAGGAGGGAGGUGGUGGAGGUGGUCGUCGUUACGCAGAGUGGAGGUGCGAGAUGCUGCUCGGGCUGUGUGGAGCGUGCCGGCGCGGGCUGGCGGGCGGCCCGGCACAACGGCGCCGCGUGGUGGCUCCGUGGCGGCGUCGUCUCGUUCCUCGUGCCGGACGUCUACCGCAGCUUCCUGCGGAUGCCGAACGUGCUGCUGCGCCUGUGCUUCGCGCAGCUGUCCUCGUGGAUGUCCAUCAUGACCUUCAUGCUCUUCUACACGGACUUCAUGGGCGAGGGCCUCUACGGCGGAGUUCCCAGCGCCGAGGCCGGCUCCCCGCGGCGCCUGCUCUAUGACGAAGGGGUGCGCAUGGGCAGCUGGGGCCUCUUCCUGCAGUGCUGCACGUCGACCGUGUGCUCGGUGGGCAUGGACCGCCUGGUGACUUCGCUGGGUGGCCGCGGGGUCUACCUGGCCAGCAUGGGCUCCUUCACGAUCGCCAUGCUCGUCAUGUGCCUGUCGGACAGCGUGGCGCUCGUCACCGCCAUGACGGCGCUCACGGGCUUUGGAUGCUCCAUGCUGCACACGCUGCCCUACACGCUCACCACACUCUACCACCAGGAGCAAGAGGCCUUCAUGUUCCACAAGGCGAAGAGCGACACGGACGCCCAGCGCUCGGAGAAGAAACCCCACGGGUGGGAGUCGACGGCGCUGAGCGCGCACGCCCACAAGUCCCACAACGGAGGCCCCGUCCUCGCCGAUCGGCCGAGCGCGAGGACGACGACGCUACCGCAGCAGCAGCAGCUGCAGCUGCCCGCCUCCCAGCACGCGACGGACCACGGCAAGCGCGGCAUCUGCAUGGACAUGGCCAUCCUGGACAGCAUGUUAUUCCUGUCGCAGGUGGUGCCCUCCCUGUGCAUGGGCGCCAUCGUGGAGACGUGCGGCUCCGUCCAGGCGUACGUCGUGUGCGCCGCCGCCCUGGGGCUGGCGUCGCUCUACCUGGGCACGCGCGUCGUCUUCACCAAGGCGGACCUUGAACACAUCCGGCAUUUGCUGUGAGCGCUCGUUUACCCCCCGGUGGUUUUUUUUAUUUGACUUCUGACCGAGCGAAGCUGCGGUUAGAGCGCUGCAAGGGGAGAUGGGAGAAGUGGGGGGGGGGGGGGGAGGCUGCGAGUUUCAAUGUAACUCAGCCCAGCAUCAUCCAUCCCGGGUCACAGGAGUGUGGAAUGGCCACAUGGUGGCCCAGGACAACCAAGUAGAGAUGCAACACCGCCUCGUGCUCGUUUUUACCAGAGGGACACUUUGACUUUUGAUUUUUUUUUUUUUGCUAUAAUUGUUGACCGUGAAGGAACGGUGGGUUUCCGUUUGCGCAGACGCAACAAAAACUCGACAACACAAAUCAUUGAGUUAUUUUGUUAGUUCUUUACUCGUCCGAGAUUUGUUUCCGUGCGAGAUGGAAAAAAAAACAAUCUUUUUCAUCUCUGAAAUGACACACAGGACCACGUGCAAUGAUGUAACUCGCAAAGAAAGGGCACAUUACCGUGAGCGUGUGUUAAAAUGUUUGCGUGCGGUAUUUUCCCUUUUUCUUUUUUCUCCUUUGCACCUGAAAAUGUAUUUACACCCAAGGAAUGGCAACGCAGUUUACACGUAAACGCGACAAACCCUGGCCCCUUUCCCCGUCGGUUUUGCCCUGCUUCGUGAAGAGGUGCACUUAUUUAAUGUUUGCCACGAUCGGCACUAAACAAGGGGAGCUUUGCAAUAAGCGGCAGAAAUGUUUCCUUCUUUGCGAAUCAUUUCCUAUACUGUAUGAAAUAACUGCAGCGCUGUAGAGAAUUAUUCAAUGUUAACGGGUUUAAAAAAAAAAAACACUCGAACAUAAAAGGUGUUUAUGCAGUGCGAUUCCUAGGUUUGUGUUCGUGUUGCAUUCAAUUUUAACUCGUUGAAUUUGAAAUGCGAUUAAUGCGAAGGCGUGGUUUACAACGUAACGAUGUGUCAAGCGUGCAGGCAUUGCGCAGAACAAAAUCUGUGAGAAGUCUUUACAGUAAUUGGCAGCUGUUCAACCUUGAGAGUUGAUUUCGUUCGACUUUGCAGUGAUAAUCAUUGAUUUGUCCAGAUGUAUAACUGCCUGGGUGACUCCUUGGCAGAAAUCUGUUUCUGUUUUUUUUUGCAGUCAGUCAUUAAGUCGCAGGCGAAGCAUAAUUAUUGGAUUGUAAGAGGAUGCUGUCUGGACAGUCAUGUGGCAUUAAACCAAAGUUGCUUCUUCUCCUGUGGACAUUAUUGAUGUUUCCACAGCACAUGCUGACUAGUUGCUAACCAAACAUGGUUAAUAUUACAACCUCAGCCCAAGGGAACUUAACAUUUACACUUAGACUUUGCCAUCUUUCGUGACUAGAUCAUUAUAAAUCCAUGCAAAGUAAAGUAUUUAUUGGUAAUUAUAGGCCAGCUAUUGUAAGAGCAAUACAUGAAUCACACUGGAAUAUUUCAUAGUACAAGAGUCAUUAUAUAAUCUUAUAAACUGGGAGAUAAUGGGUACAUUACUCGAGGGGUUUCUCGCAACUCACAAAAAUCAAUUUUUACCAGCCCAUGCUUACAUUUUUGUUUGCAUAUUUAUACGAAGUCACCUAAUUGUUUUGACAUAUGCAAACUGCAAAGUAAAUCGUUGAAUGCCUAUUUAUUUAUUUAUGUUCAUUUGAAUGUGUCCCACAGUUACGCCCCGUUCUAUUCGUCAUGUUCGUCAUUAAAACAAAAAUUGGUGAAACUCUUCGUGUAAAUCCGGUUAAAUAAUGUGCCAACCUCAUUUAAAAUCAUCUGUUUCACGUCACCUAGCAGGUCACUCAAAGCAACGAUCCAAAAAAAGAAAAUGUUAUAUAUUUUUCUACACAAACUCUGUGUUCAUCUCUUGUUGACUGUUGAGAAAUAAAACAAAUGAAACGUU